UUCGCGACGGCGCCGUGCGGAGGGAGGGUGUCGCUUGACGGCAAGAGCGCGCCGGCCGCUGAGGGGGACAGCUGAAGGGGUGCCGCCGCCAUGAAGCAGAAGAGGAAAGGAGACCUCAGCCAUGCGGAGCUGAUGAUGAUGACAAUAGCUGACAUCAUAAAGCAACUAAUUGAGGCUCACGAGCAGGGAAAAGAUGUGAAUCUGAACAAGCUGAAAACCAAGACAUCAGCAAAGUACGGGCUUUCGGCGCAGCCGCGUUUGGUUGACCUCAUCGCUGCUGUCCCACCACAGUACCGCAAGGCGCUGGUACCAAAGCUGAAGGCCAAGCCCAUAAGGACCGCUAGCGGGAUUGCUGUCGUGGCUGUGAUGUGUAAACCGCACAGGUGUCCGCACAUUAACUUCACAGGCAACAUAUGUGUAUACUGCCCAGGUGGACCUGAUUCUGAUUUUGAAUAUUCAACACAGUCUUACACGGGAUAUGAGCCAACAUCCAUGCGGGCCAUUCGGGCCAGAUAUGACCCGUAUCUCCAGACAAGACACAGAGUGGAACAGCUGAAGCAGCUGGGCCACAGCGUGGAUAAAGUAGAGUUCAUUGUGAUGGGUGGAACGUUCAUGGCCCUGCCUGAAGAGUACAGAGAUUACUUCAUCAGAAACCUUCAUGAUGCCUUAUCAGGUCAUACUUCCAAUAACGUAGCAGAGGCCGUCAGGUAUUCAGAAAGAAGCCUGACAAAAUGUAUCGGGAUAACGAUAGAGACCAGACCGGAUUACUGCCUGAAGCGGCAUUUAAGCGACAUGUUGUCCUACGGCUGUACGAGGCUGGAGAUUGGAGUGCAGAGCGUGUACGAGGACGUGGCCAGGGACACCAACAGGGGUCACACCGUGAAGGCUGUGUGCGAGUCUUUUCACUUAGCCAAGGACGCUGGGUUUAAAGUGGUGGCGCACAUGAUGCCUGACCUACCAAACAUGGGGCUCGAGAGGGACAUGGACCAGUUUGUUGAGUUUUUUGAGAAUCCUGCUUUUCGUCCAGACGGCAUGAAGCUCUAUCCGACCCUAGUGAUCCGUGGCACUGGGCUGUACGAACUCUGGAAGACUGGAAGAUACAAGAGCUACCCCCCCAGCACGCUUGUGGAUCUGGUGGCCAGAAUCCUGGCCCUUGUCCCGCCGUGGACGCGUGUGUACCGUGUUCAGAGAGAUAUCCCAAUGCCCCUAGUCAGCUCUGGAGUGGAGCACGGGAACCUGAGAGAGCUUGCCUUGGCCAGGAUGAAAGAUCUUGGGACACAGUGUCGUGAUGUAAGGACAAGAGAGGUUGGAAUUCAAGAAAUCCACCAUAAAGUGAGACCGUACCAGAUUGAAUUAGUUAGAAGGGAUUAUGUGGCUAAUGGUGGCUGGGAGACCUUCCUGUCCUAUGAAGAUCCAGAGCAGGAUAUUCUCGUUGGGCUUCUACGGCUGCGGAAGUGUUCAGAGGAAUCAUUCAGACCUGAGCUGAAAGGAGGCGUUUCCAUUGUCCGGGAGCUGCAUGUGUAUGGGAGUGUGGUCCCUGUGAGCAGUCGGGAUCCUUCAAAAUUUCAGCACCAGGGAUUUGGUAUGUUACUAAUGGAGGAGGCAGAAAGAAUAGCCAAGGAGGAGCACGGGUCAUGGAAAAUUGCUGUAAUUUCAGGUGUUGGCACGAGGAACUACUACAGGAAGAUCGGCUACGAGCUGGAAGGGCCUUACAUGGUGAAAAGGCUGGACUGAUGCCCCAAGAGGUCCUCACCCCAACCAGCUGCUGGGAGGAGAGGAGACAAGACUCAUCCUGGAAAGAAAGCUCAAGGUGGCAGAUGUAAGCUAAAAACCAAAGCCUGCCAACUACAAAGGACUUGCUUAUGCCAGAGCCCGCGGCACAAAUAGGGCAUCUCCUCUGGGGAGAGCAGUUCUGAGGUCUGCCCGUUGCCCCGGCAGAGGCUGGGGACGUUUCACGUCACCUGCGUCAGCCUGCCGUAUCCCCGGGACGGGCCCUCAUGCGUUGCAGUAGAGGACUGAAGUGUGGGUGAACUGCAAGCUCUGAAUUUGGGGACCCUAUUGAACAGCCUAGUGGGAAAAACAUCUAUUAUUUCUGUGAUGUUGUCAGCGGGCUUUUAACGUUUCAGUGUUGAAAUUGUGCGUGCUAUUUUGCAAGGUGAAUGAAUUCCCCCUCUGUGCAUAUUUAUUUAUGCUGGCUUUGGCUGCUUUCUGCCCAUCCCAAGCGAUGCCGUUUGAUCCUUUCACAGUAGGAGACCAUGAGGAUUGGAAGCUAUUACCUUGCUAGCGGUAGGAAUUGAGAUUAAAACUUAACCUGAAUCUCCACAGAGACACGUAACCGUGGAGUAACUGAGGUUAGAAGGCACCUCUGAGGUCUCUAGUCCAACCCCGCUCAAAGCAGGCCCCAUGAGAGCAGGAUGGCGAUGCUUGAAUACCUCCAAGGCUGGCGAUAAUCAAUGGAUGUGGGUGGAGAGUCCGCAGCAUCUAGGUCCCUGUUCCAAUAUUUGACCACCCGUAUGUUGAAAAAAUUUUUCCUGAUCUCAGAUUGGAGUUGAAGGUGUUUCAACUUGUGCCCGUUGCCUCUUGGCCUGUCGCUGAGCACCUCUGGGAGAAGUCUGCUUCUGGUCUCCAGGCUUCUCCUUGCACAUCACAUACCCCGAUGCCGUAACCCAUCCUCAUGGCCUCUGCUCCAGCUUGUUAGUCUCUAUUUCCAGCACCAGAUCUGCCACUUCUCCAGCCCAUAACCAUUCGAUUUGGGCACGAGGAUGCCGUGUGGCAGCAGCAUCAGGGGCCGUGGCAAGGUCACGGUGUACAACACCCGUGGGCCUCCCUUACCUGUGCUGCCGCGAUCUCACCCCAGCAGGCAGCGGGGUUGCUCAGGCACGAUCUGCCCCCGGGAGAUCCCUCUUGGCUGUUGCCAGCUCUGUCUUCCCCUCCCCGUCCCACAGCUGAAGGGUUUAGUCCCCAUCUCUCCCAGCAUGGAGGUGGGGCUGACUGUAGCUCCCCAAAUCCUCCCCCUGGUCCCCCCUGGAGACGGCUGCGAUGGCUGCCUUUUCCAGGCACGCGGAAUUCUAUCAGGAACGAUAGCGUUAAAGCUUCUUUUUGCAAAGGGAGCGAGAUGGGAUGGGAGAGUGCGGCGUGACCCUGGGUGAAGGGCUCAGCACCUCCCUCACCUCUCCCCAGCCCUUCGGCGGGGAUGGCGCAGGGCGGGUGGGUGCCCUUUGAUGCCGGCGCUUCAGGGUUCUCAAAAGCAGCGUGGCUGGUGCUGCCCGCUUGACUUAACAAAACCAGAAGGGAGCGGCCAGAGCUCUGACCUCCUCCGCUGCUUUUUUUAUUGGUAUUUCAAUCAAAACUAGGGUUGAAAUCCAGAGUAGCGGCUGGUAGAGAAGUUGACAUUUCGGGCGUUACUCAAAUAAAUGACACUGUCAGGAGCCUUCUAGAAACUUUGCCAAUAACGAGCGCUCGGACACACGUGAUUAACUCGCAGGAGGAAAGCUCUCGUGGCGGCGGUGCCGCGCCACGCAGUAAAUGCGCUUCUGCCACCGUGAUCUGUCGCUGCUCCCGAGCGGCGACUCGCGGGUCGGUGGCCGGAACCGCGCUGACGUCUGCUGACGCACGGGCCGUGGCGGCGGCCCGGGCGGCACCAAAAAAGCACGUCCUUGCUGGAAAGCCGACGUACCUGGCAAUAAAGUUUUUAUUACUGAAGGUAAA
This is a messenger RNA of Phalacrocorax carbo (great cormorant), 3708 nucleotides long. NCBI's taxonomy places the organism in Eukaryota, Metazoa, Chordata, Aves, Suliformes, Phalacrocoracidae. The record is from RefSeq and is a predicted model, not a curated record.